AUGGAAGAAGAAUGCCAACCUCACAGGAUAUCUUUGGAACAUCCAUUCAAUGGGGCUUCCAUCGGACUAAAUGAAGAACAGAAAGGAUAUCAGAAAGUGGCCUUUGACUUUGCAGCCCGGGAGAUGGCUCCCCAUAUGGCAGAGUGGGACCAGAAGGAACUGUUCCCCGUGGACAUGAUGCGGAAGGCAGCCCAGCUAGGCUUUGGUGGGGUCUACGUACGCACGGACGUCGGUGGGUCUGGACUGUCCCGGCUCGAUGCCUCUGUCAUCUUUGAAGCCUUGGCGACGGGCUGCACCAGCACCACCGCCUACAUAAGCAUCCACAACAUGUGUGUCUGGAUGAUCGAUACCUUUGGCAACGAGGAACAGAGGCACCGGUUUUGCCCACCACUCUGCACCAUGGAGAAGUUUGCUUCCUACUGCCUCACUGAGCCAGGAAGUGGGAGCGAUGCUGCCUCCCUUUUGACCUCAGCUAAAAGGCAAGGAGAUCAUUACGUCCUCAAUGGCUCCAAGGCCUUCAUCAGUGGUGGAGGGGAGUCGGACAUCUAUGUGGUCAUGUGCCGAACGGGAGGACCAGGCCCCAAAGGCAUCUCGUGCAUAGUGGUUGAGAAGGGGACCCCUGGCCUCAGCUUUGGCAAGAAGGAAAAAAAGGUGGGGUGGAACUCCCAGCCAACCCGCGCCGUCAUCUUUGAAGACUGUGCUGUCCCUGCGGCCAACAGAAUUGGGAACGAGGGGCAAGGCUUCCUUAUCGCCAUGAAAGGCCUGAAUGGAGGGAGGAUCAAUGUUGCUUCUUGCUCUGUUGGGGCUGCUCAUGCUUCAGUCGUCCUCACCCGAGACCACCUCAAUGUCCGGAAGCAGUUUGGAGCGCUCCUGGCGAGUAACCAGUACCUGCAGUUCAAGCUGGCUGAUAUGGCCACAAGGCUGGUGGCCUCACGGCUGAUGGUCCGCAGCGCGGCGGUGGCCCUGCAGGAGGAGCGGGAAGAUGCGGUGGCCCUGUGCGCCAUGGCCAAGCUCUUUGCUACAGACGAAUGUUUCGCUAUCUGCAACCAGGCCUUGCAGAUGCACGGAGGCUACGGCUACCUGAAGGACUAUGCCGUCCAGCAGUACAUGCGGGACUGCAGGGUUCAUCAGAUCCUGGAAGGCAGCAACGAAGUGAUGAGGAUGCUGAUCUCGCGAAGCCUGCUUCAGCAGUAGCGCUGGACGCGGUGCUCUGCCACGGUGUGGAAUGUGCACUUGAACUGGUGUUUAGUGGCCCCCGGUGGACGGUUCUGUUACAGAUGAGUCAUGAAUAAGGUCAUAGGACCGAGCCCUCCCAGGAGGACCUUCCUCGGUGUCGGCGCUCGGUGUGGGCAGCAGUGAGUGCCGUGGGGCUGACACAGCCUCGUCGGAGGCCUGGCGGAGCGGCCUUGGUGGGGUGUCGCGAGGCCACUGCCGUGUUUCCUGAAGCACAAGUGCCUGAUGAUGACGCAUCAGCGACCGUAGUUCUCU
Molecule: messenger RNA, 1488 nt
Organism: Myotis brandtii (Brandt's bat)
Lineage: Eukaryota; Metazoa; Chordata; Mammalia; Chiroptera; Vespertilionidae
Gene: ACAD8
Product: acyl-CoA dehydrogenase family, member 8
Exons: 11
Coding region: 1-1194 (397 amino acids)
Biological process (GO): lipid metabolic process
Molecular function (GO): flavin adenine dinucleotide binding; acyl-CoA dehydrogenase activity
Source: RefSeq, a predicted model, not a curated record